AAACCAAUCUGUAGGCCACAGACUUAAUUAAUAUUUUUAACCUAGUAAAAUAAACAACUCUGUGGUCUAUAAAUGUCAUUCGAACAUAUCAAAACUCGAGUUUGGUUACUGUGAUAAGAAGUUUGAUUAGCGAUAUGACGUAUUUUUAAAGGGCUGGAGAAUUUCCAAUUACUAUCAGAAGAACUUCUAAAACCUUUGGUCACAAAUAUGCAAUACUAAAAUACUUCCGGCAUAAUUCCUCCUCCAUAAACUAUAUGUAAAAAAGAAAACAAAGUAUAUUAGAAUUAGAAAGGAUGUACCCCUACUCCUACAAUGCAUUCAUUUCCGAAUCGCUGUGCUUUGAACAAUGAAUUACCAUAUAUUUUUGCUCUUAACCAACUGUUUUUCUUUCUUUUAGAAAUGUAUUCACUCCUUGCAUUCAGCUUGGUGCUGACGUCACUAGUACAGUGGAGUAGCCAGCAUGGAUUGCUCCUGUCCCCUCCUCAAAGAGGAAGUCUGUGGCGAUACGGAUACGACACGCCCCCAAACUACGACGACAACGGGCUCUUCUGUGGCGGAUUAGAGGAAUAUAUAAAUACUGGCGGGAAAUGCGGAGUGUGUGGAGACGCUUAUAAUGGUCCCCGUGAACACGAAGCCGGCGGAAAAUAUGCUAAAGGAAUCAUCGUAGAACAGAUUCCCGCAGGAGCAAGAGAAAUGAAAACAAUCAUUCAGAUCACAAGUUAUCACAAAGGAUACUUCGAGUUCCGGAUCUGUUCGCACAAUGAUAUACGUCGUCCUGUCUCCCAGCAAUGUCUGGACGAACAUCUUAUGACCAUAAAAGAAGGAACCCCAGAAAGUGGUUUCACUAGAUUCUACCCCUUAAAUCCCAAGGAGACUGGACAAGACAAGUACGAGAUGACUUUAGCGAUUCCAGGAGGAAUGCGAUGUGAACAGUGUGUAUUACAGUGGACGUACAACACAGGGAACAGCUGGGGUACUGACAAAAACGGGACAAGUUGUCUGGGUUGCGGACUGCAGGAAGUUUUCAGGAAUUGUGCCGAUAUUAGUAUCGGAGGUACACAAACCGUGGAGGCCGCACAGACGGCCCUCAUUAAAUCACAGACGAACGGAAGCAAAAGGAAACUAAAACAUGAAAUUAAACCCGAAUUGCUACAUCACGUCCACGAGGCCAUUGAAAAUAGCAAAGUAGCUAAAAUCAUGCAUAAACAUGAAAGAAAACCUAUCGUGAAAAAUAGGCCUCUUCCUUCUCCUGUAUUUUCGACAAAAACUCCAUCAACAACAUCUUCUAUCCCACACACGACAUUCUCCGCAAAAGCUCUCGUGCAGAACAGGAACUUGUUCAUGCCUGCUACAGGGCUGUCCUACCUGUCUCAAAUUCAGAACAAAUUAAGAAAUAAAUUCAAAUGGUUGAAACAAAUUCCAUUUCAUCACGCCCGAUUACUUUCCAGAAAAACACCAGACCCUCGAUUCACAUUAGCCAGCAAAAUAAAGUUCAUGCCCGAGACUACAAUGCAAGAACAGCGUACAACGGCUCUUGCAUUCAACCCGUCACCUGAAAUCGGACUCUACUCGUAUUAUACGACACGGCGAGUACCUGUGCCUCGAAUGUACGAAGUCAAAUACAAUUAUCUUCCCAAAAAUACUUUCAACCUGUAUGCCAAUCCGUCUAUGUCUUUGUUAGCACCUGGCGGAAAACCCAGAAAGGUCUCCGUACCAGCAGUCGCUCCCACUGCUGCUACAAUAGCUUUCACAAAAUCAUCUCCGAAAACAACGACGCAAAGAGUAGUAACCCCAGGGCCUUCACCGACAACCACCCAGGCCCCCAAACCCACAACGAUUGAUCCUUUGGAUGUUUCGCAAUGGGGUAAAGAAACUGUAACCAGACUGCCCAAAAAAUAUCAAAAUUACUACAGAAAAUACAAAGCAGCUAAGUCAAUGUUCGAUCUCUUCAAAAGGAAGCCUGCACAAGUUUUGAGCAUGUCAAAAUACAGGAGAUUUAAAAAACGACGAAAUGGACAACGGCGGCUCCACAGGACACUGAGCCGUGAUGUAAAACGUCUAACCUCUCGGCUGGAGAGAGCGGGGAAACGGCUACUGAGAUCGUAGUGACCGCAUCUCGCCACCACUCCAUCAUUUCAUAGAAAUCCGUUCAUAUUAUUUAUUACUUCCUUGUUAAAUGUUAUUGUGUAUGUUACAAACUGAGAAAACCAGACAUAAACAUAGUGUUAUAACCUCAGGAACGCUGGAGGAUUCCUCAGCAGAACAAGACUUGCACACAAUUAUUGUUGCAAAGUCUGCAUGUAAUGAAUGACCUGUGUAUUUUAUGUGCCAAAACAACACAUCAUUGUUGUACAUGUAUUUACCUAUCAGUAUUCAUGAAGCCACAAUUUUGUCCAGCAUUGUGCACAAAAAAAUGCUGUACAGUAAACAGAGCUUGAACAUCCUGCAUAUUAUAGAGAAAGGAACUGCAUAGGGGAUUUAAUGUAUCAAUUAAAUUUCCAUAAAAGAUUUGUACACUUAAGUUUUUAAAAAAUAUAUUUUCUUGACUUUGAUUUGACAAAAUUUGUCUCUGUCAUAUAUGUGUAUGUACUGAUUCCAACUGAUUUGUUUAAUAUUUAAACAGCCACAAGUAACGUGAUACUGUUUAUUCUGUAAAAAGAAUACAAAAUAUGCAAAAUACAAAAUAAAACAAUAUCAAAUGGUUUUAUUCUUUUAUAUUGAUGAACCAGCAGAAACGAAGGACCUAGAACACAGAGAACACCGUUCUUAUAUACAAUGGCAACUGUCUGUUACCCUGCCCAUAAUGCCAUUUAUGAAGUUAUGAAUUGUUUUCUAACAAGAGGAAUCACAAAGCACAAGAAAUCCUCACACUUCCAUGACAUCCAUGAGAUCAACAAAUAUUGCGUAGGACAAUCUCACUACUUCGAUGUGGAUAUCUUUCCUUCCCAAAGCCGAUAACAAGCUGCAAAUUCGCAGCUUUGCUUGCAGAGCAUUUUCAUUUGCUUGAUUUAAAUGUCCCAGAGCUUCGUCUAGAAGAUUGGUUGAACACGUUAGUCGAAACCAUUGAAAGUGCUUUAAUUUGGCUAGAGAUUUGCAUAUUUGCAGUAUGCUUUCCUCUGUAAGCACAUUUCCAGCAAU
Ostrea edulis (European flat oyster) is the source of this 3138-nucleotide messenger RNA. RefSeq lists its product as uncharacterized. The record is from RefSeq and is a predicted model, not a curated record. NCBI's taxonomy places the organism in Eukaryota, Metazoa, Mollusca, Bivalvia, Ostreida, Ostreidae. The transcript has 3 exons. The coding region runs from base 313 to 2106 and encodes 597 amino acids.